AAAAGUCAAAAUUAUCUGUCCGAUUCCAGCACGAGUUUCCAGUAGUACUACCUUAGUAUCUAUGCCCAGUGACUCACGUUGCGUAUCUGCAAGAGCCAGGGAUUCAAUUCGCUUUAAGAUCUUACGAUCCGCCUUUGUGACAUAGAAAUCGUUUGAUCUCUUCCAAGUCUCUUCAUCUCUUCAUCCCUCCAGCUCCCGCAGUCUGGUGCCGUCGACGCCCAAUCCAUCCUCCCCAUUUCCAUUUCCAGAACGACAUUCUUGGUUAUCCAGCAAUCUUCCCGAUUGCACCGCCGCAACCAUGUCUUCAGCCCGCGAUAUCACUCCCAGCGCCCCAAUUCCCCAGAGAACUGUAGUCUCUAGCUGGGGCCAGAACCUCUCAACUUCGCCCGUUGCCACCUUCCAGUCUCCUCCGGCCAGCCUUGGGGGGAUGCUACCUCGCAAGAGCGUACCGAAGAUUUUGAAGCCCUUCAACACCCAAGAUAUCAAGAUCCUGCUGUUGGAGAAUGUCAACCAGACCGGACGGGAUAUUCUCACAGGCCAAGGCUACCAAGUCGAAGCUCUGAAGACUUCCCUUCCCGAGGAUCAGCUCAUUGAGAAAAUCCGUGAGGUCCAUGUUAUCGGUAUCCGCUCCAAGACAAAGUUGAGCGAGAAGGUUUUGAGCGAGGCCAAGAACCUGCUCGUCAUCGGAUGCUUCUGUAUCGGAACCAACCAAGUCGACCUCACUUAUGCUGCUCGCCGUGGUAUUGCUGUUUUCAACUCCCCAUUCGCAAACUCUCGCAGUGUUGCGGAACUGGUCAUUGCCGAAAUCAUCACCCUGGCCCGACAGCUCGGCGAUCGAUCCAUUGAAAUGCACCGUGGCACAUGGAACAAAGUCAGCGCAAAGUGCUGGGAGAUUCGUGGAAAGACUCUGGGAAUUGUCGGCUAUGGACACAUCGGCUCUCAACUGUCCGUUCUUGCUGAGGCUAUGGGAAUGAAUGUCAUCUACUAUGACGUAGUGACUUUGAUGGCACUGGGAACCGCUCGCCAGGUCCCUUCAUUGGAGAAUCUCUUGGAGGAGGCCGACUUCGUUACUCUCCACGUACCGGAUCUCCCCGAAACAAGAAAUAUGAUUUCAACCGCCCAGUUGGACCGCAUGAAGUUGGGAUCUUAUCUAAUCAACGCCAGCCGUGGUACCGUUGUCGAUAUCCCUGCCUUGGUAAAGGCCAUGCGCUCAGGGCACAUCGCGGGUGCUGCUCUUGAUGUUUACCCCAACGAGCCAGCUGGCAACGGCGAUUACUUCACCAACAACUUGAACCAAUGGGCUGAGGAACUCCGCAGCUUGAGCAACCUCAUUCUCACUCCUCACAUUGGUGGAAGCACAGAAGAGGCACAGCGUGCCAUUGGUGUCGAGGUUGCUGAGGCAUUGGUCCGUUACAUCAACCAGGGUAUCACUCUGGGAAGUGUCAACCUUCCCGAAGCUCAGUUGAGAUCCCUUACUUUGGACGAGCCAGACCACGCCCGAGUUAUCUACAUCCAUCGCAAUGUUCCCGGUGUGCUCCGCAAAGUCAACGAGAUUCUCGGCGACCACAAUGUCGAUAAGCAGAUCAGCGACAGCAAGGGAGAUCUGGCCUAUCUGAUGGCCGAUAUCAGCAACGUGAAAUAUGAGGAGAUCAAGGAUAUCUAUGAGAGCCUAGAGGGCCUGAGCUCCUGCAUCGUGACAAGAGUCCUCUACUAGACGGGCUCCAUGCGGUGAGAGUAUAUACUUUCGAAUUCGAUUUUUUUUACUUGUUAUUGGGGCAUUAUUGGUAGGUAAAAAGUUUUAAAAACAUGGGCCUUCGCGCCUGGUAUAAAGAAAAUCAACAUCACAUGCGGGCAAUCGGAUAUAUUGCUUCAACAGCUGUGAACUACAUUUUGGAAAUAUGAUACUGGUGCCAUUCUGGUACGCAGACUUUAGCACAAAGUUAGACAAAUACAUAUUUAUAGUGCAAAUGAGUAUCUGCUUCACACCCUG
Trichoderma harzianum CBS 226.95 is the source of this 1990-nucleotide messenger RNA. RefSeq lists its product as hypothetical. The transcript has 8 exons. The coding region runs from base 299 to 1714 and encodes 471 amino acids. Gene Ontology annotation, molecular function: NAD binding; oxidoreductase activity, acting on the CH-OH group of donors, NAD or NADP as acceptor. The record is from RefSeq and is a predicted model, not a curated record. Lineage: Eukaryota; Fungi; Ascomycota; Sordariomycetes; Hypocreales; Hypocreaceae.